Molecule: messenger RNA, 8165 nt
Organism: Epinephelus moara (kelp grouper)
Lineage: Eukaryota; Metazoa; Chordata; Actinopteri; Perciformes; Serranidae
Gene: vezf1b
Product: vascular endothelial zinc finger 1b
Exons: 7
Coding region: 96-1598 (500 amino acids)
Biological process (GO): regulation of transcription by RNA polymerase II
Molecular function (GO): RNA polymerase II cis-regulatory region sequence-specific DNA binding; DNA-binding transcription factor activity
Source: RefSeq, a predicted model, not a curated record
GCCCUGGGGGUUACAGGAAGUUGUAGCUGCCAUGUUUAGCUGCUUUGUUGUAGAUUCCUUGUAGGUUUCCUGCAGAUUUUAGCCUAAGUGUUGCAAUGGAACCGAGCUGGAGUACGUUUUUAUUCCAACAAGCCAAUGAGGCUCUGCAUCACCAGCACCAAGUAGCCGGGAACAGCCUCUUGCCUUUGCUCAGUUCUGGAACGGAGCCACCUGAUCAGAAACCGGUGCUGCCCAUUCCCUUGGACCAGAAACCCCCCGUCAGUGCUGCAGAACUUCUUAAAGACAAUGUGGCUAGUGGGACUGGGGGAGGAGGUGGUGGAGGGCCUCCAGUUGCCGUGGUCAAAAAGGAACCCAAAUCAAAGACACCCUUCAUCUGUGGCUACUGCAACAAGGCUUUCCGGGACAGCUACCAUCUCCGGCGGCACGAGUCUUGCCACACUGGCAUUAAGAUGGUUUCGCGGCCUAAGAAGACACAAACAGCUCCAACCAUGGUGCCGCUCAUAUCCACUGUACCACGUGAGAACAGCGGAAACCCUUCAUACAUUACUACUGUAGCUGGUAUCCUGACAACAGCCACCACGUCAACAUCCACAGGCACCAGCAUCAUGACCCCAAUGCAACACCAACAGCAGCAGAGUAUCCCUAAGAAGCCCCCCAAACCAGUGAAAAAGAAUCAUGGGUGCGACAUGUGUGGUAAGGCCUUCAGAGAUGUGUACCACCUCAACCGCCACAAGCUGUCGCACUCUGAUGAGAAGCCGUUUGAGUGUCCCAUCUGCCAGCAGAGAUUCAAGAGGAAGGAUCGCAUGACAUACCAUGUUCGCUCCCAUGAUGGUGGAGUUCACAAGCCUUAUAUCUGCUCUGUUUGUGGGAAGGGCUUCUCCAGACCUGAUCACCUAAGCUGUCAUGUCAAGCAUGUCCAUUCCUCAGAGAGGCCGUUUAAGUGCCAAGUAACGGCAUGUACCUCCGCCUUCGCUACCAAAGACCGUCUGCGCUCCCACAUGAUUAGGCAUGAAGGCAAAGUGACCUGCAAUAUCUGUGGCAAAAUGCUAAGUGCUGCCUACAUCACAAGUCACCUCAAGACGCAUGGCCAGGCCAGCUUCAGCAACCCGUGUAACAAUAAAGGCAUAAGUGACUGGCAGUGGAACCACUCAGGGCCACGAAAAGGUGAGUUGACUGUAGGAGAGAUUUUAAAUAACUCCUUCCAAGUCCUAAUUGACAACUCUCACAAAGAUGCCAACAAUGUGCACAACAACUCGGCCACCACAACACCAGUCACCAACACGGCAGCCAUUACCUCGGCUGUGAACCGCGGUGGCAUCGCCAGCAACCCCGUCACCAUCGCUGCUCAGAUGAACAUCGCCACCAGCACGGUCAACAUCACGUCACCAGUCAACCUGCAGCACCCGGUCACCAUCACCGGCCCUGUAAACCUGGCCUCUGUCAACAUCCCUACAACAGCACACAUGAAUAUCGCCCACCCAGUGGCUAUCACCACUCCUAUGCCCAUGAAUAUCACCGGGCCACUCAACAUUGCCAUGAGGCCCAUGGAGAGCAUGCCUUUUCUAUCCCAAGUUCUGCCUUCCUCCCCUCCUUGGUAGAGCUUUUCUUUGUUUUUAUCCUUUUCUUUUUUUUUUUUUUUUUUUAGCCUGUGUAAGAGCCGAUAAUGUUUUAACUGCCUAAUAAUGGGUGAGCCUGUUAAAUCUUAGUAAAAUGGCCCUUUUGAUGGAUGAAUUAAACUUCAAAAGGUGAUAACUAAUGUAAUUCAGCUAUAUAGAUAGUAACCAAUGAUUGUUACUUACAGGAGUGAUUAUUACUGCAUAAUUUUUGGAUUUUAUUUGUAUUUAUAGAACAUAAACAUUUUAAAUGCCCUUAAUUAUGACAAAGAAUUGUUUUGCCAACAGUCACUUACUGGAGAGCAUUAGUCUCCAGAGUAUGCGAGAUAAAGUUUGCUGCCCUGCAAAGGAAAAUCCGUCAGUUUAACGCUCUGUUUUAGGGAUGGGUACAUCCACACACUCAUCUAUCUUAGUAUGUUUUUUUUUUAGUAUUGGUAUGUUAAAUGUUGUAAUAUAGGACAUUUCUAGAAAUUUAAUAGAGAGAAGUUUUACUGAUACCAGAUGGGAGUUUCUGUGUUUGGCUAAACCAGUGAAAUAAUUACCCGACAAAACAAGGUACUUCAUCACAUUGAUGUAACAGCUCUGUAAAUCAGAUAUUACCAUGAAGCAGUCCUGCUCAUGGAUUAGCAGCAUUGCUCACACUGGCUUAAUACUUUAAAAUGGAGAGAAACCUUAACAGCAAGGCAAAAUUUCUGACAGAUAUCAAAUUAUUAUCAUCUCCAAGUGUAUACCAUCGAAUCACUCAAACCUAGUCUAUGGUGUUACACACUGCUGUCUAGUUCAUCUGUAGUGUUGGUCACAGCUUUUAGUGAGUCUUUGGUUUCUGAGGGCCAUGUCAGUCUCAGAUAUAAACCAAACUGGUUUGACAAAAACUAAAUGUCAUUUACUCAGAACCUGUUUAGACCUGGUGGUAACAUGCAUUUCGGUGAUGCCAACAUAACUGGACAGCCAAGACAUUAUUCACACCUGUGUCUCUCAUGCAUCUCCAGCUGUCUCGCUUUUUUUCAGAUUUCAUUACUGCCCAUUUCACUUUGCUUUAGAAGGUCAAAGGGCCCAGCGCACCACUAUGAUGUCAACAGAAAUCAACUUUUCUCCUUCCAUAGGGCAAAACAAUAGAUAGUCACGUAACACUUUGUCUAACUCAUCAUAAAAUGGGCAAGUGAAUGAGCAUUAGCCCCUCGUCACGAACUACCAUGGCCAGCAUUGAUGAUGAUGAAGCAUUUACACUACAAAAGAUAUGUGGUCAAAUGCAUCCCAGACCACCUUGGCAAGUGGUUUGAGUGAUAGGAUCACAAUGCAUUUUGAAGGUCGUUUACACCUGUAUUUAGUGUCCACUUGUGAUCAAAUCACUCAAGAUGCAUGUUACCAGCUAUACACAGGCUCUAAGUUUCCUCGUAGCUAUCAACAGCAUGUCAGUCUUCAUCAGUUGUAGAGCUGUCAUUGCGAGAUCUAAAUAUGGACCUCCGCUCAGAUAAUCAAUAGCUGUUACCUCUGCUGCCCUAGUUACCCCAGUGAUGUCACAAGCCACCAAACACUUCAGAUAACUUCUGUCCCGUGCUAUCAUUACAUAACCCCGUGAUGUGGGUGGGGGUGGAUUGUUGACAGGUGAUAUUUCGUGCAGAUAUUCUGUGUAAAUAAUGACUAUUUUAUGCCAAAGAUUUUCUAAGUAUAGUGUUUUCCCCCCUAAAUUCUAUAUUUUAAAAGAAAAGGGGAAAACCUUUAAACGGCAUUUAGACACCAAAUUCUUGUUUUUGAAAUCCAGAGUAAUGAAAUUGACACUUUCGGUGGGCCUGUCUGACCUGUCUAAUUAAUUUUUCAUUAGAAGCUAACAAUAUCCAUUACAUAUUUUUAGUUUUAAAAUGCAAUGCGUAAACUAAUGUCAAGUUUUGCAUUACUGGCAGUUCAUCGCAUGAACAUGUUUUAUUAUACUUUCAAACCAAAAGAGUAUUUUGUUCCACUUUGGUUUAAAAUUAUUGGGCAGUUACAACAGUAUCAGCUGCUACAUUGUCACACAUAUGUUGUUUUUAUUUAUCCCUUGUCUAGCCCUUUUUUAACUUGGGUAGUUUGUUUUACGAUGACAGAUAGUUGAGGGUGAGCCAGCUCGUUGCAGCUAUGUCGGCAUUAAACACAUUAUGUGCUGUGAAAAGGUCAAUCCUUGUAAAGUCCUUUUCCAGAUUUCUUUCAUUUCUAUUAAGCCGCUGAAGGACAGUGUCGGUCUUGUAAAAGUGACCACUUAAGUGAUUUCUUCAACUGGGCAUCUGACUUCAAACAUGGGUGACCUUACUAUACCUUAGGCUUCAUUUAACAGCUCCUUAAAUGGAAGUGUAUUGCCGGAGUUGUUCUUAAAUGCUUCCUUUUAAGGCAAAUUUUGUUUCAUGUUUUUUUCUGUUGUUAUUUUAGUGGACUUAUCAGUAUUUGAUAGUUUAUGUUUAUGUAAAGAUUAAUUACAAAAAAAAACAAAGCUUCCAUUUUGGGGGAGGAUGAGGGAUGUUGUGGAUUUCACUGAUGGUUCAGAGGCUGCUUAGACCCAUCAACCAUCAACUCCCCCCAUGUCUGUGUUUUAAAAUUGCUGGAAACCCAUCAGUCGUCACUGCUGGAUAUUCAAACAAGUUUAUCUGUGACCUCUGUUUGGGAAAUUUUGUAUGUAUUUAUAUCAGGACAUGACAGUUGAAGGUACAACAAAGAGGAGAUAUCUCGUACUGAAAGCAUGUCCCCUACGAUUUGCCCUUAAAAUGGCAGUAUUAUCAAAGGUCAAAUAAUUUUAAAUUUUGAUUACUUAGGACUCUUUAACUGUAGAGGUCAAAAGAGCUACCGAGUGGCUCAUUGGACUCUGUACUACAAAAGCAGCUCCAAAGUUAACUUGUGGUAUCUUAAGUUGGUUAGAUUGUUUACUUAAGCAGGUAUAGGAUCCCAUCACUGUCAGUCAAACUCAGGAAGGUUACUGAGAAAAGUCUUUUAAAACCAUGUUCAACAAUUUACACACUGACCAUUUCUUUGUAAAUAUGAAACACUAUUUUAUUGCCUUUUACCUUUUGGGAGAGGGAACAUCUCUCUACUUACCAUAGGCUAGCAAUGCAAGAACUCUAUCACCACUGAUGUGGCCGUCCAUCCCGCAGAGGAGAGAGAAAUGAGCAGAGACAAAAGGAUACGGCUGGUGUCACUUUCUUUUUAUUAUAAACAAAUGCAUGAAAAGGCCAUAAUUCCACCAGUUUAUCCUACUAGCAAGUAUCACCUGUGUAACUAUGGCUGCUGCCAUAGAACUUGCUUGUUGUCCAAAAACCAUUGCAUAAUAUUAAGGAGCCAUACUGCUGCAUCGGUUUCCAUGAUUCUUCAUUGAACGCGGAGUAUAGUGUAUUCCCCUCUGAUCGUCAAACGAGCUGCUUGCCAAUGCACGUCAUCUGCCCCACAUGGUGCUACUCUUCAGAGACUAAAAGCCACACAAUUCUUAAAGAAUAAACACUGCUCAUGUUACACUCAUUGAAGGAACAUGUCGCCCAGCAGCAUGGUUCUUGUUUGUAAUUUUGUAGGUUUUGGAAAAUUGGUGAGUUCUGUGACACAGUGUUGUAGCUACACACAUCAAUUUUGUCAGCAGGAUCAACUCAUUGUUCUUAUAAAGAAACAAAACCAGCCUUAAACUUUUUAAGCUGAAUUUUCUCUGUAGAUCUCACUUGCAGAGCUCAGAGUAUUGUUUAUUUUGGUGUUUUAUUUUUUUUAUUUUAUUUUUUUUUAUCCUGGCAGUUCAACUUGACUGGAAAGUUGAGGCUUUGAUCACAAUGGAGGCUUUAUUUCCUGCUCAAAGCAUAGGUGCACCUGAAAGGGCAAGAUGGCAGAGAAUCAGAGUAUCAUUCAAUAACUCCACUUUCUUAUAUGCUUUCCCUGUGGCGUCAACAACCCUUCACUUAAUACUGACACCAGUAGAGUACUUCAUUUGAUACCUUUUUCUCCGCUUCACUUCAUUUAAUGCAUCAGGCAGUAGUAUAGCCAUACCUUAAAACAUUUUGGCAGCAUCUUAGCAUACUAACCUGGAAACUCCAUCAAAUCCAUGCGCUCAACUUCACACCGCAGGCUGUAUGGGUUGUAGCUGCUGUGGAAUUAACGUCCUAUUAUACAUGCACACUUUAUCGUGAUGGCCCAUCAGCAGACGGAGACAGGUAAUAGAAUGCUUUUCAAUGUAUUUAAUAUUCAUUUAUUGUGCAAAAUAAGAAAAAGCAUGUUGGCCAAUUCUGAUAGUUCAUUUUAAAGUCACAGUCAGCCAGUACCAAUGACAUGCAGAUAUUAUCAUGCACCCCAACUAAAUAUGACAGCUUGUUUGGCAUUCACUUCCUGCAGAAGUACCCCCUCCUCCUCAGAGUCCGGUGCUCCACCCUCUUUAGACAUUCAUUUGGGCAUUCUAGUCUUAAUUCUCUCAACUUUUAUUUGGGACUAGCAGGGUGUUUACCUGUGCUAUUUAGGUUCAGCUGGCACGCUCUUUCAUCUUAUGAGAACAAUGAGAUUCAUCAUUACAAGAACACAAGUGCAAAUAAUUCUGCAGUUUAAGAACACGCCAUGAAUGUGACAAAGAUUCUCUUAGGACCUUUCUCGAUAACAACUUUGAGAAAAAACAAAGGAAGAAACUGGUGAUUGAGGCCCAGUGUUGGAAACUGCAUGUAACCGUAACUUCCGUUAAUGGAGGUCACUGUGAAGAAUUGCCGUGAAAAGUGUAUUUCAACAGCUCCACCUAGAGUCUCUCUGUUAUGUGAGUGAAGUUGAGACUUUGCACUUUCAGGACAGGUUUACAGAACACACUGGGUCCACAACAGAUGCACUUGUCACGGCUUGAGCCACAGACAGUGACUGAACAAUUGAAAAAUCCUGUGAAGUCUCUCUUGUAAUCUCAGCCUCAACUGUUUCUGCACCAGGCUCGCAUAAUAGUCCACAGUUCCUGGCAGUGUGUCCAGAGGAACACAAGAGAAUUACUUUGUGGAUGUGAAGCCUGUUUGUAGUUAUGGGCCAUUUAAUCAGUGCAGGAACUCUGAAGCACUUGCAGCAAACUGUAGGAUGUGCACACUACAGACAAGUGGUACUUAGAGGGGCAUUUCAAUUUGGUGGAAUGAGACAGAGACUGGUGUUUGUUUUUACAGUUCACCUGGCCACAUCUGCAUUUUGGCAGUCCAGGAUUUUGGCCCCUUAAUUUUGUUGUGUGCAUGCCAACACUGUCCACCAAGGGAAAUGCUCUGAUGUGGAAUGGCAUUAUGGAAUUUGAUUUAUUUCCCAUCUUUAUUUUUGUUUAUUUCUUUCAAUGUUGCAUGUGGAUGACUGAGCUUGUCCAGUGUAGGUUUGAGUUCAACAACCGUUAUUAGAAGGCUAGUGACUUUUUAUGAAAACAAAACACUAAAAAAAAAAAAACUAGGAUGAAAGGAAGUGUGUGGUGUCAUUUGUCCUUCUCCAGUGGCCGUAAACAAGUGUGCCUGAAAUACUUUGCAAGACUUUUCCACACGUUGAUGCUUCCUUCUCUAGAUGUGCUGUGUGAUGGAAUAGUUUUGUGAGGGAAGCCUUCAUCAGUUCAGACGGCCGAGCGCCCCACAGGUCUGGCAACCAAACUAUGUUGUGAUUAGCCUUUUUUUUAUUUUUGAAACCUAAUGAUUGUGAAGUUAUCAUUCUACUUCAGGAACAACCUUGAAACAUGAAUUGAAAUCUUUAUUUGGGUCAAGGUUGUGUAAAUGUAUCAAUGACAUUAAACCAGGUGGUAGUUUGGUUUUUUAAUUUGACUCCAACCUAAUGUGAAAAACAUUAUUUGGCCAAAUAUUGAUCUGGAAGAUCAUUUUUUAUUUUUUAUUUUCUGUGAAGUUUGUAUGAUGAAUUUGGCAGAUGUGAAGGCAAAUGAAUGUAUAUCUUUGUACAAACAAUUUAGUUAAGAGGACAUGUUAGUUAUGACCGACACAUGCAAGAAAAAAAAUAACCUUUUAUAAAUCUUUUUGUAUUAGAACAUUAACAAUGGUAAUUUUUGUAUAUACGAAGGCUAGGCUUUCUGAUUAGCAGAAAGGUAAAAACAUUCCUACAUUUUUUUUAAAUGUAUGUCCAUUGAGAAUAAUUAUGUAAACAUAUGCGCAAUGUUUUAUGUGCCUUUUAUUUGGGUUUGUCUAAAUAAAAGAAAACAAUAAAACAUGAUUGUGGACUGUCCAUACUCAGAGGAAAGUCAAUACUUGUUCAUCUCAGCUGAAUCUCUGGACUGACCCCCCCUGCCCCCUGCACUUGAGACACUCCACUAGAUCAGGAGAGGUGUACUCCUUUCUGGUUUUAGUUGCUGUUCCUAGCUUUAGUCAAGGUUUGUGGGAGGCUGAGAUGGUUGCCGAAGUCCCCGCCCGGUCUGUAGGGAUGUUUGUGAUCUCCAAACUCCUCUGUGUCUUCACCGGCUCACUGGCUCACAGUUGGCCUGCUCACGAUGAAAGUGCCUCUGUGACUUCGCUAAUUGGAGUGGAUUUGUGGGGGAUUUUGUGCCAAAUCAUGGUCUGUAUUUGACGACAAAAACAUUUCGGUGUUUUUUCAUUCUUUAACUAUUAAACAUGGAAAAUG